Molecule: messenger RNA, 4539 nt
Organism: Seriola aureovittata
Lineage: Eukaryota; Metazoa; Chordata; Actinopteri; Carangiformes; Carangidae
Gene: hnf1ba
Product: HNF1 homeobox Ba
Exons: 10
Coding region: 234-1955 (573 amino acids)
Biological process (GO): liver development; regulation of transcription by RNA polymerase II; positive regulation of DNA-templated transcription
Cellular component (GO): nucleus
Molecular function (GO): RNA polymerase II cis-regulatory region sequence-specific DNA binding; DNA-binding transcription factor activity, RNA polymerase II-specific
Source: RefSeq, a predicted model, not a curated record
UGCUCUCAGAAAGCAUCAUGGCAAAGUAGCUCCAUCCUCCCCUCCAACAGGGAAGUGAAGCAGCUUCUCGGAGCAGGUGUCAGCAGUAGUGAACUCACCACAACACCGGACCACAGCGGAAGAAAGGAACUUUAUUAUUUAUUUUUUUUUAAACUUUUUUUUCUUUCCCCCCUCUAUCCUCCCUUUUUUCCUCUGCUUCAGCGCGCACACAGCAGGCCUAUGUUGAGUUUUUAAUGUUCUCUAAAAUGGUAUCCAAGCUGACAUCCCUGCAGCAGGAGCUCCUCAGCGCCCUGCUGGACUCAGGAGUUACCAAAGAUGUUCUGAUCCAGGCCCUGGAUGAUAUGGACCCCAGCCCGCCGGGCUUUGGAGUAAAACUGGAGAGCCUGUCCAUGUCUCCCGCUCCGCCUCAGAGCGGGAAGAUGAACGGGGCAGACGCAGACUCGAAACCCGUCUUCCACACGCUCACCAACGGCCACAGCAAAGGCAAACUGUCCGGGGACGAGGGAUCCGAGGACGGGGACGACUACGACACGCCACCGAUACUGAAGGAGCUCCAGUCCCUGAACACGGAGGAGGCCGCCGAGCAGAGGGCGGAGGUGGAGCGCAUGUUGGCAGAGGAUCCAUGGCGUGCUGCCCGCAUGAUCAAAGGUUACAUGCAGCAGCACAACAUCCCCCAACGGGAGGUGGUGGACAUCACGGGGCUGAACCAGUCUCACCUCUCCCAGCACCUCAACAAAGGCACGCCCAUGAAAACACAGAAGCGAGCGGCCCUCUACACCUGGUAUGUCAGGAAACAGCGGGAAAUUCUCCGACAGUUCAACCAGGCAGUGCAAGGUUCUGGCAGCAAUAUGACAGACAAAGGCAAUCAGGAUCCGGUGUUUUUUUUCCCAGAGUUCAACCCGUCUGGUCAGGGCAUGGGUCAGCCUGGUGACGAGGUCGGCAGCGAACCUUCCUGCAAGAAAAUGAGACGUAACCGUUUCAAAUGGGGGCCUGCGUCCCAGCAAAUCCUGUACCAGGCCUAUGAACGGCAGAAGAACCCCAGCAAGGAGGAGAGGGAGGCUUUAGUAGAGGAAUGCAACAGAGCUGAGUGUCUUCAGAGAGGGGUCUCCCCCUCCAAAGCGCAGGGCCUCGGCUCUAAUCUGGUCACAGAGGUGCGAGUCUACAACUGGUUUGCCAACCGGCGUAAGGAGGAGGCAUUCAGGCAGAAGUUGGCCAUGGACGCCAUCACUGCGCCGACCCACAGCAUCAACCCUCUGUUGUCACACAGCUCACCACAUCAUCCCCAGACCAGCGCUUCCCCUCCCAUGCGUUACAGCCAAGGCCCCGGUGAGGUCACCUCCUCCACGACCAUCAGUCACCACAAUAGCAACGCCAUGGCGACCAGCCAGUCGGUGCUCCAACAGGUGUCUCCGGGAGGAUUGGACCACAGCCACAGCCUGCUGUCACCUGACGCCAAGAUGAUCUCGGGUUCAGGUGGAGGACUUCCUCCAGUCAGCACACUGACAAACAUCCACAGUUCCCAUCACAGCCAUCAGCAGACACAAAACCUCAUCAUGCCUCUAUCUGGAGUCAUGGCCAUAGCACAGAGUUUAAACACAUCGCAGUCUCAGACGGUGCCAGUGAUCAACAGUGUGGCGGGCAGCCUUGCAGCGCUGCAGCCGGUGCAGUUCUCCCAGCAGCUCCACAGCCCCCACCAGCAGAGCCUGAUGCAGCAGUCUCCCAGCCACAUGAGCCAGCAGCCGUUCAUGGCUACUGUCACACACUCACACAUGUAUCCUCACAAGCAGGAGCCCCCACAAUAUUCCCACCCGUCACGUUUCCCCUCGGCCAUGGUGGUCACAGACGCCAACAGCAUCAGCACCCUCAGCUCCAUGUCCUCGAGCAAGACGGACGCUCCUGUAAACAAGAUGGUGCAACUUGGGGGUCUCUCCUGGUGUCCUCUUCAAGCUUGGUGAGAGCAUCCUUGACUUCCUCGGUGCCCGGCAACUGGAGCACAUUUUUCCACCCUCUCACCGUGGUAACCAUGACAACUCUUAAUAACCGGCAACGGCGCGCUGGAUGAUGAGUCAGUCAACAAACAGGAGGAGUAACGACGGUGGGCCAGGCGGUGAAAAUGAGAAAUGGGGACAGAGAAGGAAAACAAACAAAACAGAAAAAAAAAAAAAUCACUGAACCUGAAAGUGAAGAGACUGGAUUCCCCCCUGUGCUGCACACACAUGAUCAACAAGGAUGUAUGAUUUUAAUCUCUGAAAACAGUAUUCAGUUUUUCAUGCCCCCACCCCCACCCCCCACCCCCCCUUUAAAAAAAAAUGUACAGCCAUCUUCUUUUGUGACAUUACAAAGGAACAAAAACCAAGCACCAAGAACCGCUCAUGAACUGUGUGGACCUGAAUCCAGGCUAUGGGACAACUUAUAUUACACUGUGAUUUAAGGUGGAAAUAUGAAGAUACACUGAGACAGUGAUCAGCCUCUGUGACGGUUCAAGGACCUAGUGAAGGUGAUUCACUCACACAAAGUACCAGGAAGCCUUUGCAUGUGAGGAGAACUGUGUGACAAUCACAAUAACCUGUAUUGAUCCUGUGCAUGCAUCUGACAUUCUUACUGGACUUUAAAGGAGUCUUCCAUGUUAUUCUAUCACACUUAGUUUACUGUACUAGCAUUAGUGCAGGUGAUGAAUGCCUUUUAUCGCUGGUGGGAUUCAUCAUUCCCAGUUGUUCAAUGUGUAUACUGUGAUUGAAAAAGACUUUGACAAUCUUGAAAGGACUAUGCAAUGUGUCUAUAGGUGUAUGCAAUGCUUUGUAUAGCUGGAUUCUGCACAGAACUCCACACAAUUGAGACUGGGAAUGAAUAUGGACUAUCAGUGAAGUGACCAACAAUUAUUAUACUACACUGGAGUUGCUGUUGAUAAAGCUGCCUGUAAAAUAACACAAGAGCAGAUGGAUGGAUGUGCGACAAAUAUAGUGUAGCUACAACUUCUAUUUGUCACCAUGUCUCAAAAGCUAGCCUGCCAUAUCUAUAAACCUGGUCUUGCCUUGUGGAGGAGGACUGACUCACACACUUUAAAUGUGGCCUGUCCCCUCCAUGGAAACCUCUGGCUUUUGUUUGCACAUAGGUUCAGGUGAAUUUCAGGAAUGGGACUCACCCUCCUCCUCCUCCUCCUCCUACUCCCCUCCCCACUUCCUGCCAGAAUGUGAAGAAAUAGGACAAAUAUUGUUAAUAACUCCUCAUCAUGAAUCAUGGCACAGGACCCCCCACCAGUGUAGAAUGAAAAUAUUGACAAGUAUUCAGAAACAAAACAGUCAUCUUAGUCUGGUAUUUUGUGAAGGAGAGAAACAUGAAAGAGGAUAAUGUUGUGACAGCAGCUGCUCUAAUCUUACAGGAAUCCACAAAGACUGAGAAAUGUUGGGGAGAGGAGCAGCUGCUGUGGGUACGCACGCCCACGCGGACAGUAUUAAGGUGUGUUCAGUCAGAAAGCGAAGCGAAGUUUCGCCUUGUGUCUUUUCGUGCAAAUUUGACCAUUGGACUCUGUGUGUUUAUUCGCCCCCAACAGUGUUGCCAGAUUGAGCAACUGGCUUACUUUUUUUUUUUUUUUUUAAUUGAGCAGGUAAAAAUUUAUUUGGGAUUAUGGAUUGUUAUAAUUUGGUCUUUUCCUUUUUACCAUGAUACACAUAUUUAUUCUGUUUGACGCGCACUCUCAACGCUCUCCAGAACUUACCUGAGAAUCGUCACGUUUUCAAGUUUUUUAAGCAUCAAAGUAAUAAACUAACAGUUGUCAGGAUGUCCACAGGUACAUAGCAUAAAAAAACUGGAACUGCUAAUAACCAAUUUGGCAUAGGCCUACUUAAUUUUCCAAUUACCUGACAGCAACUCACUUUACAACAACACUGUAUUUCUUGUUUCUUGUAAAAUUUUACAUCUGUUCAUACAAGUGCAGACUCCUAAAUGAAAAUGAGAACUCUUAGACAAUUGGGCGCAUUGUAGGCUUUGAUUCUGGUACUUUUUGUCAGUCAAACCUGGCAACAAUGGACCCGUACAGUCUGUGGAAGUGUGUCUAUGUGUAUGUUUUUACGGAAAUUUGUGCAAAUUCAUGUCCACUCGUAGAGUUUGCUCGAAUAUUUCGCUUCGACUUCUGACAGAACACAGUCACAGGUUCUGGUGGGAAAGUUUUAAAUAAGGACCAAAUUUGGGAUUAAGAAUACAUUUUCUUUUCACUAUACCUACCAAUGUUUGUACGAAACAAAAAGGCAAUUUUUAUCGAUUUUUAACUAUCAAACUCUGCAUAUCAUAAGUGUGGCAGAUCCAGUCUCCUAUUCAAUAUUAGGUCAUUACAUUGUUGUUAUUAUUAUGUUUGUUGGUUUGUGACUUUUAUAGGCACAUCUAUUGCCAUCUGAUCAGAGGGCACUCAUACUUGUGUGGCAGGACGUGAUUUUUUCCCUCCUAAUGUAUUAUUUUUGUAUAAAAUUGAAAUCAAUCAUAAAUCAUUAUUUAUACUUUCUCAGAAAAUAUUGAUAUUUCAAGUAAAAGUUUUUUCCAAAAUGA